This is a messenger RNA of Morchella sextelata, 996 nucleotides long. RefSeq lists its product as uncharacterized. The transcript has 3 exons. Lineage: Eukaryota; Fungi; Ascomycota; Pezizomycetes; Pezizales; Morchellaceae. Gene Ontology annotation, biological process: regulation of transcription by RNA polymerase II. The record is from RefSeq and is a predicted model, not a curated record. Gene Ontology annotation, cellular component: nucleus. The coding region runs from base 1 to 996 and encodes 331 amino acids. Gene Ontology annotation, molecular function: sequence-specific DNA binding; DNA-binding transcription factor activity, RNA polymerase II-specific.
AUGGAUCCUGCUCCCUUCGACUUUGAUGAUGACGAGAAAAUCUCCUCUCGCGCUAUAAAGGCGCAGGGGAAAGUGGUUCCUGAUCGAGCACUGCUAAGAGCCAAUCACAGCCAGAUAGAUCGUGAUUGCUGCAUCGUUGGCAGCUUGGGGGACCCGAGAAUAAGUGGGCGUUUUUAUUGCAGGCUUGCGGGAUGUCCAGAUUCAGAUGUUCCGUUAACCUCUUUGCCCGCGCUCAAAAACCAUGAACAGGAACACUUAGUGCCAAAAUCGCAAGACACAGAGCUCUCUCAGAUGUUUAAGACAAGCCUCACCGUGGACCAACACUCUGAGAAGAAAUAUGUAAAGAACCCUGAGUUUGAGGAGAGGUUAGCCGAGUUUGAGAAGGCGCUAGCCGAGCCUGUGAAGGUGCCAGCCGAGCCUCGGCAGACACAGGAUAAUGACUCCGUUGCUGCUGUUAAACGUUCGAACCUUGGUCCCGGGCCUUACCACUGCACGUCUGAGGGAUGUCGAAUAUUGGAUAAACCGUUUAAGUAUUUAAGUAAGCUUAGAGAUCAUCAACGGGAACACCUACCGCCGGCUUUCCCAUGCCCGGAGUGCGGCCAGAAGUUCAAACAAUCUCGCAUCCUUCAAAAGCACCUUGACAGGGUACAUAAGUCCAGCCAAAAUCAACGCGGCGCCGGAGACGCUCCUAGAUGUGGGACAACCUUAGACGUGACCUACGCCGAUCUUGAUCUUACGUCCCACAUGACUACUCUUACUAUACAGACUCUUCAAAACCAAACUUAUCAGCUCUAUGGCGGUCUUGACACAGAUGUCCUUUUCCCUCCAGACGUUUUCGUUAACUCUGAUUGGGUUGAUAUCCACCCUGGGCUCAUAAGGUGUCCAGUCCUCUAUCACACAUCCUCCGAGGGCGUGGGCGGGAGUGGCUUCGAGGAUCUCUUUCCUGACGGGACCACAGAAGCGGGAGCAACCUCGGGAGGGGAUCUUUACGUGUAA